Strongylocentrotus purpuratus (purple sea urchin) is the source of this 1914-nucleotide messenger RNA. Its product is annotated as coiled-coil domain-containing protein 1-like. NCBI's taxonomy places the organism in Eukaryota, Metazoa, Echinodermata, Echinoidea, Camarodonta, Strongylocentrotidae. The transcript has 4 exons. Bases 880 to 1914 code for a protein of 344 amino acids. The record is from RefSeq and is a predicted model, not a curated record.
GGGGGGGGGGGGGGGGGGGGAACAAGUUAUCAGAUUUUUGGGAUUGUCAUGUCAAAGAUGAAAGGUCAUGAAGAUCAAUUGACACAUUUAAGUAUAGGCUUUUUGUUGUCGUUGUGAUAUUCCAAGAAUAAUUCAAGCCAGGAUCCUAACUAAAUUUAGGCGGUGGUAUAUUUGAGAGGCAGCCAAAUUUUUCUUGUUAGGUAUUGCUCAUUGGAUUAGUAAUAACUCUCUUGAUCAUAAACCUUGGUUCAUUCGCUUUGAAUCAAGGCUUAUGAUGAAGAUAAUAAGUUUUGAUUGUACUAUCCAGAAAUAAACCUGUCUACAGAAGAUGUUAUACUCUCUGUCUGCCUAAAGUUGUCUUGAGAAGGCAAGAGCUCCUCAUGCAAUAUGCAUUAAUAAACAGUAUUUUUAUGAAUAAUAAUGUGCUAAAUUUGCUUAAUUUGUUCGGAAAUCAAAUUAAUUUCAAGUGAUAUGGAAUUUAUUAUAACGCUGCUUCAACAUACAACUACAAUUUUUACAUUGCUCCAGCCAAUAUACCACACAGUUUUCCAUUUUUAUUAUAGAUGCACCUGAUAAUACAUAUUAGAUAUUUGAAAUAUCAAAUAAUAUCUGAGAAACUGCAAUAUCUUACACACUAGAUUACUCUAUAUGGACAUUACUUCUCCUGUGAUGUUUAUUUUGAUAUGGAGUUUACCUUCUCAAUAUUAAUUUUGUAGGGUACUCUUUGAAUUGUUCUUGCUGCAAAUUGUAUGCCAUACUCUCAGUAUAUGCGAUGUGAUUGUAUCAAAUACAGUACUAUCAUCAUCAUUCUCUGUAAUACAUUAGUGUGGACUGUGGAAUCAUGAUCUAUUGUGAUUUGGGGGGAAUUAUUAUGUAUCUAUGACAAUAUUACAGCAUGGAUGCAUUGACAUAAAAGCAUGUGAUGACGAUGAUGAUGAUGAUGUUGAUGUUUGUUAUGAUGAUGAUGAUGAUGUUGAUGUUUAUGAUGAUGAUGAUGAUGAUGUUUUUGAUGAUGUUGUUGAUGAUGAUGAUGUUGAUGUUUGUGAUGAUGAUGAUGAUGAUGAUGAUGAAGUUGAUGAUGAUGAUGUUGAUGAUGAUGAUGAUGUUUUUGAUGAUGUUUUUGAUGAUGUUGAUGUUUGUGAUGAUGAUGAUGUUUGUGAUGAUGUUGAUGUUUGUGAUGAUGAUGAUGAUGAUGAUGAUGAUGAUGAUGAUGAUGUUGAUGUUCAUGAUGAUGAUGAUGUUGAUGUUUGUGAUGAUGAUGAUGAUGAUGAUGUUGAUGAUGUUGAUGUUUUUGAUGAUGUUGAUGUUUGUGAUGAUGAUGAUGAUGAUGAUGUUGAUGAUGUUGAUGUUUUUGAUGAUGUUGAUGUUUGUGAUGAUGAUGAUGAUGAUGAUGUUGAUGUUUCUGAUGAUGAUGUUGAUGAUGAUGAUGAUGAUGAAGAAAUUGAUGAUGAUGAUGUUGAUGAUGAUGUUGAUGUUUGUGAUGAUGAUGAUGAUGAUGAUGAUGAUGUUGAUGUUUGUUGUGAUGAUGUUGAUGUUUGUGAUGAUGAUGAUGAUGAUGAUGAAGUUGAUGAUGAUGAUGUUGAUGAUGAUGAUGAUGUUUUUGAUGAUGUUGAUGAUGAUGAUGAUGAUGAUGAUGAUGAUGAUGAUGUUGAUGUUCAUGAUGAUGAUGAUGUUGAUGUUUGUGAUGAUGAUGAUGAUGAUGAUGAUGUUCUCGGCUACGACUUCGUCGAUGCUAGGUCGGCAGAGUUGAGAGCUCUGUCGACAGAUGUUGCCGAUGGCGGUGAGAUCGGCGUUGGUCGUAGCACCUCCCAUCAAGGUGAGAAGUCUUCCGAGCUGGAACACGUCACUCGAGACCGAGGUCAGCACGUCAUCGAGGGCGCAUUCAGGGGCGAUGUGGACAUACACCUCCUGUAA